AUGGCAUCCGGAUUUCACACUUCAUACCUGAUUAUUGGCGCUGGAGUCUUUGGUGCUUCCACUGCUUUACAACUCGCUAAGCAGUAUCUACCGCCAGCUACAGAAGAGCCCAUCAGAAUUACUCUUGUCGACAGACCCGUCGUUCCUGACCAUAAGUCUGCGUCCCAAGAUCAGUCUAGAAUCAUUCGAGCUGACUAUGCUGAACCGCUUUACACCCGACUUGCCCUUGAGGCCAAGCAUCUGUGGAGGUCAGAUCCGUUGUACAAGGAGUUUUAUCACGAAACCGGUUUAAUCUGGGCUGAUAUGAACAAAACCUGUUUUACGAAAGACGUGAUCACUAAUUAUCGGCACCUUGGAAUAGUCAAGAACGAUAAGGACGCAAAAUACCGCCUUGUACCCCCAAGCGAGAUUCGUCGCCUUCAAAAUGGAGUUUUCUCACGUGCAGAGCUAGGAAAUAUUGACGAAUUACUUCUGAAAGAAAGUAGUGGGUGGGUUGAGGCAAACAAGACUUUAAAAAAAGUCAUUGAUGCAGCCGUUCACACCGGAGUAGUCAAGCGUAUUGAAGCAGAAAUCACCAGAUUGAUUUUUGAUGAUGAUGGGAAUGUGUGUACUGGUGCUCGGACUGCAGAUGGCCGGAUCAUCACAGCAGAUUCGAUCAUCUUGGCGACUGGAGCGGAGACGGCAAAGCUGCUCGUAAAGAGUGCUCCAGCUAUUCCAGAGCUACAUGUAGGCAGUCGUCUAUCGGCAGCUGGACUCAUCACAGGGAUCUUGAGACUCAGUGAAAAUGAAGCGAGCCAGUUACGAUCUGCUCCUGCUUUUCUCAUCGCUGGAGGUAAAUCUCAAGGUGAGAUGACCAUAUCUCCAGACCGAUCAACAUUACCUUGCAUAAUGGAAAACGAGAGAGACAUGAACUAA
This is a messenger RNA of Talaromyces amestolkiae, 915 nucleotides long. RefSeq lists its product as uncharacterized. Gene Ontology annotation, molecular function: flavin adenine dinucleotide binding; sarcosine oxidase activity. The coding region runs from base 1 to 915 and encodes 304 amino acids. NCBI's taxonomy places the organism in Eukaryota, Fungi, Ascomycota, Eurotiomycetes, Eurotiales, Trichocomaceae. The transcript has a single exon. The record is from RefSeq and is a predicted model, not a curated record.